Dichomitus squalens LYAD-421 SS1 is the source of this 684-nucleotide messenger RNA. RefSeq lists its product as uncharacterized. Bases 1 to 684 code for a protein of 227 amino acids. NCBI's taxonomy places the organism in Eukaryota, Fungi, Basidiomycota, Agaricomycetes, Polyporales, Polyporaceae. The record is from RefSeq and is a predicted model, not a curated record. The transcript has a single exon.
AUGACAGGUCAGCACAAUAACACCUUCUCUCCCUCUCAUACGGGCAUACCGUGGAAUGAGAAGGUCGACGAAGCUGCCAAACGCGCCGCUGACCUUGAGGGCCCUGGCACCUCAUCACGCUCCCUAGCCUAUGCCCGACACCGGGCAACGGUCCAAAUGCUCUCGGACUGGCGACGCCUCUCCAAGGAAUCGCCCACAUAUCUCGGGACGAGCUUCUUGCGGCUACGCGCGCUCCUCCCCCCCAAACAUGUUCAGCCCCCCGCCAUCAAGGUACUUGGGGGCUCCCGAGGGGCCAUGACGCGCUUUAGUCGCGCGUGCCUCAACCAUGCACCACUGGGGUCAUAUCGGCUCCGGUUUUUCCCAGACGAACCCGCAGAGUGUCCAUGGUGUGGGGUCGUCCAAAGCCGCCUUCACGUUCUGCGCGAUUGCACGAACUACAAGCGGCCGCGAUGGUGGCGGUGGACAGCCGAGCACGAAUUUCUGGUGCGGAAGGAGUCCUUCGCGGAGCUCUGUACGUUCCUGGAAGACUACCCUCGCCGUUCUCCUUCGAGGACGCUCCACCACAGCUGGCGGACUUUGACGCCACCUAGGCUUCGAAAUCCCACCAACUCAUGGGCGAUGCACUGCCCUGCCCUCUCCAUCAACCUGUGUGGCCAGAAACCACUGAACAGGUCCCUUAGGUAG